Sarcophilus harrisii (Tasmanian devil) is the source of this 679-nucleotide messenger RNA. It is a transcript of the gene HIGD2A, whose product is annotated as HIG1 hypoxia inducible domain family member 2A. NCBI's taxonomy places the organism in Eukaryota, Metazoa, Chordata, Mammalia, Dasyuromorphia, Dasyuridae. Gene Ontology annotation, biological process: mitochondrial respirasome assembly. The record is from RefSeq and is a predicted model, not a curated record. Gene Ontology annotation, cellular component: mitochondrion.
AUGUGCCGAGGAGGGCGCAGGUUCCGCUCCCUCCGCACGGCGAUUGUCCGCUACGCUUUUGGCAGCGGAAGAGGAAAGGGCGGGCUAGAAAGGCGCUGAAUUUGGGGUACUCCUCGGGCCCAUUUGUCAGCUUCUGCGGCGAUGUCAUCUUCUGGGUCGGUGACUCCUAAGGUGACCUUUGACCCCGCGCACCCCCCAGUUAUUGAGGGCUUCAGCCCCACCUCGCAGCGGUUCCGGGAUGAGAGCUUCAAGGACAAAUUAAAACGCAAGAUCGGUGAAAACCCGGUGGUACCCUUAGGUUGUCUGGCCACAGCUGGAGCCCUGUCUUAUGGACUUUACUGCUUUCACCGGGGCAACAGCCAGAGAUCCCAGUUGAUGAUGCGGACCAGGAUCCUGGCUCAGGGCUUUACAGUGGUGGCCAUUCUAGGGGGUUUGGCAGUCUCAGCCAUGAAAUCACCCAGGCCCCAUUGAGCCCAAUGGCCCAUUACUUGAGAGAAUCAGUGACCAUUUGCAAGGGAUCCAAGCAACUUUCCAGAGGGGAAAUGGAGGAAUUCCUUGGCUCUGUGCUGAAACCAUAUCUAAUGGUACUGAGUGAGUCCUGUGUUUCUCUCAGGCAGAAGAUUUGACAAUGUAAUGGAUUUUUUCAUUAAAGAAUGAAAUGAGUUUGGAUUUGAGAACA